AAUCCCUGGAGCUGCUGUAGGCGGAGGGCUACUCUUACGUGGUGAGUUGAUAAGAUAUGGUAAGAGCACUGCUGGGAUAGCAGAUGGCCUUGCUGUAAUGGUACUGAAUAAACCACUCUGGGAAGAGAUUGGUGAGUGUAGCUAACCACUUGUAACUAUUGAUUUUUCUCACUGCAUAUGUAUACAUACGAUGGGACUAAUGAUGCGGGACAUUUAUUCUACUCACUCCAAGGUAGAAGUUAUAAAUGUUUGGUCUAGAUAGGAAGUAGGUCCUAAUAAAAAUCUAAACUAUUAAAGAUGAGAGAAAUUUAAUUAAUCGGUAUUAAUUUGAACACAUCCUUGGUGAGAGUCUGGAAUCCAUGAUCUGCCUUGCUCCUAGGUACUCUUCAUAUCUGCGUAAAACUCAGCAGCAGAAAAAGCUGGAAUUGUAGAAGCUUUCUGUAAACACCAAUCCCCAGAAUAUGUGACUUAUUAAUAUUACCAUGAUAACCUCGAAAUUGUUGUAUAAUUUUUUUUUCCAAUGACUCUGUCUGGAGGCUAGAAAAAUUAAACAAUUUUUAAAACUAUUUUAAAACAGAAAACUUGGACAUGGAGAUCAGUACAGGCACUGAUGCACAGUUUCAGCAACAAAUGAAUGCCUGCCCCAACCGAAAGGGGCACAUGUUGUAUAAACCAAUCUAUGAGUUCAGCAUCAUGGACCUCCCUCCUGCAUACCGUGACCGGGCGUUCUUUGACUUUGUGACCCGCUCGGCUGAGUUGGUUGCCCAAGUUGUGACAAACAAGGUCAGCGAAGGCAGAACGGUAGAGCUCCCGCUGCAUGCCCAGAGAGGUCAGGAGUUUCUGCGUGCUGCCACUGGAUGGUUCUGUGGAGAGUAUGAGAUUUUCUCCAAAGAGGACUGCAUUUGUCCUGAAUGCAAGGCAAGUGGGGCACCCAAGAAGAGGUAUGCAGUUUUCAAUUUGUGCACUGCCAAGAUGUUCAUCUUUGACAAGUCCGAGGCUGAGAAAGCUGUGGUCAAGUUGUUUUACAACAAAGAAAAUGAACCAGAAAACAUCAGCCUCUUGUAUGGGAUGGAUCUGUCAUACGACAAAGAUGGCUGCGAUUGGGUCCUGAUGAGAUGCUGUACUCAUGAUGAAAAAGCCAUCAUGCUUCUGUCCAGCUAUGUGACUAAUCUGAUAAGAGGUCACUUCCUGUGGAUGUGGCGUCAUCGCUUCACGCAGACCCCACUGAUUAUUUUUGUCUGCCACCCCCAUGGGCGUGCCAAGCAUAUUGCCUGCUGCACAGACCUCGUGCAAAGGAAAGUGCGUGACCUGCCAGACAAAGGUGAGCUGACCUACUACCUAUAUGGCCUGCCUACAUGCCGUGGGAUGUGCGGGGCACCCAUCCGGGUGUAUGGC
Molecule: messenger RNA, 1395 nt
Organism: Lymnaea stagnalis (great pond snail)
Lineage: Eukaryota; Metazoa; Mollusca; Gastropoda; Lymnaeidae
Source: the annotation of a GenBank genome assembly